UCAGAAUAGCGCACGUGUGGAAUGUUUUUAUUUUUGUGAACGAUGUGAACCGCAUUUUAUUGUUUUCCAUUGUUAUUUAUUUAACGUUUAUGAAGCAAACUACAGUGUUUCUGAUAUUAUGAAGAUUCGACCACAGAAACACGUCCGGCUUGGAUUCUCCGGUAAGGCUAAAGCUCAACGCCGAACGAAUCAACCAAAAACUAGGAAAGAAAUCCGCAAGGAUAAGCGGCAGCAGAAGAAAAUCAAUCGGUUUAAUUACCACAGCCGAAAAAAGAAGGAUCGCUAUCAGCAUGGAGAGGAAAAAGACGACGGACCCGUGAGCAAACGAAAACGUGAUGCUGACAGUGAUGAUGAGGCUGAGAAUGACUUCGAUGAUGAAGAAAUUGAUUCCGAUUUCGAGGAGAAUGUGAAUACCGAAGGUGAAGCUCCUGCAGGAAAAAAUAAAGAAAUUCGAUCGGAAAUAAUGAGUCAAAUGGAAAAAGAACGGCAAGAUGAGCUGCGAGAGUUGAAAAGUUACGAACAGGGGCUGAAAGAUAAACGGAUUGAGCAACUGCAGGCAGCCAACGAAGAGGAUGAUUUGAUGAUUAAAAAGUACGAGAAGCUACUGAAGAUUAAUCGACGGAAGAACAAGGAAGGUGUUCCAAAGAGUUUCAACGACGGAUUGGAUUACGCUCUGGAGCUUUGCACGGAGGAUAAUGUGCAGAAAAUGUAUGAAGCCGCCAAAGAAGCGGCAGCUUUGAAGAACAAUUCAGAGGACGAGUUUGCGGAUGAUAUGGGUGAAGUGUUGGGAAAACGGAAACAGGAAGCUCUUAAUCGUAAAAUUCCGAAAAAGAGAAAAAAGUCCCAACUGGAGAAAGAUAAAACGAGAAUGGAGAAGCUGAAGGAGAUCGAGAAGAAGUACCUCGGGGAUGACGACUUGGAUAGUUUGGACGGGUUUGAUUCGGAACUGGAAGUUGAUCCGAAUGAAGAUGAUGAAGACUAUUCCGAAAAUGAUGAACUGUAUGAUUCCGAGGAGGAUAAUUCUGCAGAUUCUGAGAAAGCAGAAGAACCAAUGCCUAAGAAGAAAAAUAAGGGCGAUUCUAAACAGGUGACUUUUAAGGAAAAAAAUAUAAAACCUAACGGUAAAAAACAAAAACUACAGGAAAACCCGGAAUCUGACAUCGAAGAGGAUUCUGAAUUUGAUGAAGUUUUUGGUGGUAGCGAUGGUGCUUCGGAUGCAAGCGAUUGUAGCAGUUCAGAGGAGGCCAAUCAAGUACCCACCAAUAAUCAGUCAUCGAAAGCCUCAGAUACCUGGGAAGAUAUCUACGGUCGUAAACGAGAUAAGGAAGGAAACGUGAUUAAGGAGGAAUCCAGUAAAGGCAAAUACAUACCACCGCAUUUGAGAGCCCGAUUAGAAUCUGGAAAACCGAAAGAUGCCAAACAGCAGGAAAAGCUUCUUAGAUUGAAACGUCAGCUUAAGGGCCAGCUCAAUCGACUGGCGGAAUCCAACGUUCAUAGGAUUUCGAUUGAAUUAGAUAAUUUGUAUAUGCAAAAUUCGCGCUUCGAUAUGAACAGCACCUUAACGAAUCUGAUUACCGAAGCAAUAGUAUCGCAGUCGCUUUCGUCCGAGAGAAUGGUGCUUGAGCAUACGCUACUGGUUACAAUUUUGCAUGCCAAUGUCGGUUCCGAAGUAGGGUCACAUUUUCUGGAAACGAUUGUAGAGCGAUUCGACGAAUUAAUCAAGAAUAUCGAUACGUUCGAGGUGGAAGAUAAAACGUUGGAUAAUUGUGUGCUUAUAUUGUGUCAUCUGUACACGUUUCAAAUCUUUAAAAACAAACUAAUCUAUGACGUGAUCGAUCAACUGCUCGAUAAGUUCAAUGAAAAAGCGGUUGAAUGUAUUCUAUUGGUGCUACGGUCGAUCGGAUUUGUGCUGCGCAAGGAUGAUCCCCUGGCGCUAAAGGAAAUGAUUCAGAAGGUGCAGAAAAGAGUAACGGAAGCGUCGGAUGAAAUGAAAAACGAUGCUCGUGUGAAGUUCAUGAUGAACUCUCUGUUGGCAGUGAAGAACAAUAAUAUGAAUAAGAUCCCCCAAUAUGAUCCAAGUCUAGUCGAACAUUUCCGUAAAAUUUUGAAAGGUAUGAUCACCAGUGGAAAAUAUGUUAGUACAUUGAACAUCGGCUUGGAAGAUCUUUUGAAAAUAGAUGAGCGGGGCAAGUGGUGGUUAGUUGGUUCGGCUUGGCACGGAAACGUGGAUAACAAUGGGAAGACCAACCAGACUACGUCGUUUGGUGAUGGAAAUGCCUUUAGUCAGCAACUGCAGGAUCUUGCUCGUAAACAGCGAAUGAAUACAGACGACAAGCGGAAUGUGUUUUGUGUGAUCAUGAGUGCCGAAGAUUACCUGGAUGCAUUUAACAAGAUCCUACGGUUAGCCAUCAAAGAUCAGCGGGUGGUCGUAACUGUAAUAAUUCACUGCUGUUUAUCUGAGAAAGAUUACAAUCCGUAUUACGGUGUGCUUUCGCAGAAAUUUUGCGACUACGAUCGUCGCUAUCAGUUGGCAAUCCAGUACGCCAUCUGGGAUCGGUUGAAGGAUAUCCAUUCGCUGAAGCAAGUGCCCGCAAAGCACCUGGCUAAAUUACUAACCUACUUAAUUAGCGAAGGUGGGUUGGCGGUGUCUGUGCUGAAAGUAAUUGAAUUCGCGGAAAUCGAUAAAACGACGCUUCGGCUGGUGAGGCAAAUCAUGCUGGGAAUUCUGCUGUUGGAGGAUGAAAACAAAUGCCUGCAGGUUUUCAAUCGUAUCGCGCCCAGUUACAAGCUGAAAGCGUUCAAGGAUAGUCUGCGUCUAUUUUUGCAUCAUUUCUUGCUAAAAGGAAGUGAUAGAAGCACCGUCGGAAAGCAGGAAAUGCAGCUGCUGCAACAACGAAUUGGGAUGGCUGAACGGAUGCUCAAUACUUCCGAUAUGAAAAUACAAUUUUGAGUAUUUUGUUUUCCUUUCUA
This is a messenger RNA of Topomyia yanbarensis, 2970 nucleotides long. Its product is annotated as nucleolar MIF4G domain-containing protein 1 homolog. Gene Ontology annotation, cellular component: nucleolus. Gene Ontology annotation, molecular function: protein binding; RNA binding. Gene Ontology annotation, biological process: ribosomal small subunit biogenesis. The record is from RefSeq and is a predicted model, not a curated record. NCBI's taxonomy places the organism in Eukaryota, Metazoa, Arthropoda, Insecta, Diptera, Culicidae. The transcript is spliced from 4 exons. Bases 119 to 2950 code for a protein of 943 amino acids.